Heterotrigona itama is the source of this 1648-nucleotide messenger RNA. The record is from the annotation of a GenBank genome assembly. NCBI's taxonomy places the organism in Eukaryota, Metazoa, Arthropoda, Insecta, Hymenoptera, Apidae.
CUGUUAGUUCUGCUAUCUAAAAGAUUGAAUAGUCAAUGGUUUCGAUAUUUCGGUUGUAUGGUUACUUUAAUUUAUUGACAAAAAUGUAACACUUCUAUUUUAAAUUGACUAUGUUUUUACAACCGGAAUGAUAUCUGUUUUAUCCAUAUUAAGUUAUUUGUGUAAAUAUUGAAGGUGUUUUUAUUCAAGUAGGAACUCAAGUUGACAUAAUAAGUGAAAAUGUCUUCGAAGAGAUCCUAUGGAUCAGUUUACAAAGCACUACAUAAAGAAAGUGGACAGGUACUUGCUAUUAAACAAGUGCCUGUUGAUACAGAUUUACAAGAAAUUAUAAAAGAAAUUUCUAUCAUGCAGCAGUGUGAUUCUCCGUAUGUUGUUAAAUAUUAUGGAAGUUACUUUAAAAACACAGAUUUAUGGAUUGUAAUGGAAUAUUGUGGAGCUGGAUCUGUUAGUGAUAUCAUGAGGUUAAGAAAGAAAACCCUUCAAGAAGAUGAAAUAGCAACGAUUCUCAGUGAUACCUUAAAAGGUUUAGAAUACCUUCAUUUAAGAAGGAAAAUACAUAGAGACAUUAAAGCAGGAAAUAUUUUACUCAAUAAUGAAGGACAUGCAAAAUUAGCUGAUUUUGGAGUAGCAGGACAAUUAACUGAUACAAUGGCAAAACGUAAUACAGUUAUAGGAACUCCAUUUUGGAUGGCUCCAGAAGUUAUACAAGAAAUUGGAUAUGACUGCGUCGCAGACAUAUGGUCUCUUGGUAUAACUGCUUUAGAAAUGGCAGAGGGCAAACCACCAUAUGGUGACAUACAUCCAAUGAGAGCAAUAUUUAUGAUUCCAACUAAACCACCACCUAGCUUUAGAGAACCUGAUCAGUGGAGUCCUGAAUUUAUAGAUUUUGUCAGUGGGUGCCUUGUUAAAAAUCCAGAAGAAAGAGCUACAGCAACUGAGUUGCUAAAUCACGAAUUUAUAGGUAAUGCAAAGCAACCAAGUAUUCUAAGUCAAAUGAUUGCGGAGGCUCAUGAAAUACGGGAAAAACAAAGCGUACAUCGUGCUCAUGUUAUAAAUAAUGUGGCAAUUAAAAAUCAAAAUCAAACAGAAGAUUCGGACGAAGAAGACUGUAGUGGAACAAUGAAACCUCUGCCAGAAGACACGGGAACUUUAGUACCGAGUCAUGAUCUUCCAGAUACAGGUACACUUGUUUCAGCAAUGUUAGACUUGGGAACAAUGGUUAUUAAUAGUGACACUGAUACCGAAGCUACUAUGAAACGGAAAUGGACAAAUUCUUGGAGUACACAAUCAAGAUAAUGAAAAUAAAUUAGAAUUACGAAGCCCUACAGAAUCUCAGAGGUUUCAAAGUCAUCUACAAUUACAACUCAACCAGAUUUCUCAUCCUGUACAAGAACAACCUCAUAAUAACAUAUCCAAGUUUCAAAAUGUUUUCACAGAACGUGAUUUCGAUUUCGUAAGUAAUAAUGCACUUACAAAUUCUUACAGGAGAUUAAAAUUUCUCUCGUACGAGGAACUACAGCAACGAAUGGCUAAUCUGGAUGCAGAAAUGGAAAGAGAAAUUGAUGAGUUGAGAAGAAGGUACCAAACGAAGAGACAACCGAUUCUUGACGCCAUGGAUACGAAGCGAAAACGUCAGCAGAACUUCUAA